AGGAAAAAAAACAGCAGCAUCCUCAUCAGCAGCAGACGCCAGCGACCAGGAAGCGCCCAAAGGUAUGAUUCAGUCCUGAUGGCACACUCUGAGCUGUUUGAGACGUUAGCGCCCCCUGUGGAAGGGAGGUCUGUGGAGCUAGAUGUUCUGAGCUUCUUGGACUCGUUUGGAGACGGAAACAGCACGGCUGAGAGAUGCUACCGCUCACACUCCCGCAGCAGCGUCCUACAGGGGCUUCCGUUUGGAGGGGUGCCCACGGUCCUCGCCAUUAAUGUGGUGCUCUGGAUGUUCCUGUUGCUCAUCUUCUCCUGUUUGAGGAAGGCUGCAUGGGACUACGGUCGCCUGGCUCUGCUGAUGGAGAACGACAGUCUCACCUCCCUGUUUUAUGGAGAACCAAGUGAGAAAGAGAAGUCUCCCUCUGAGUCCAGCCCCUCUGACUCUGACACCAAGGACAUGGGUUUCUGCUCCUGGCUCUCAUCACUUUACCAAAUGAAGGAUGAAGAGAUCCGUAGUAAAUGCGGUGUUGAUGCUGUAACAUACCUGUCCUUCCAGCGCCACAUCAUCCUGCUCAUGACGGUGGUUUGCCUGCUGUCUUUGGCCGUUAUCCUGCCGGUCAACUUUUCCGGGAACCUCCAGGGAGACAGUCCUGAGAACUUUGGAAGAACAACUCUGGCUAAUGUUAGCGCGAAGGACAGCUUUCUGUGGCUCCACAGCGUUUUUGCUCUGGUCUACUUCAUCAUCACAGUGCUGUGUAUGGCUCACCACUCCAUACGGCUGGAGUACAGAGAGGAUGAGAAGGUAGCCAGGACGCUGAUGAUUACCUGCAUACCAAGAGAGAUCUCUGACCCAGGACUCAUCACCAAACAUUUUCAUGAGGCCUAUCCCAGCUGUACUGUCAAUGAUAUCCGUUUCUGCUUUGAUGUCCACAAGCUGAUGAGGCUGGACUUAGAGAGGCGCAAGGCGAUGAAAGGAAGGCUUUACUUUGCCACAAAGGCCCAGAAGGAGGGAAAGAUCAUGAUCAAGACUCACCCUUGUGCUCAGAUCUUCUGCUGUGACAUCUGUGGCUUUGAAAAGGUGGAUGCCGAGCAAUACUACAGCGAGUUAGAGGAGAAGCGCACGGACGAGUUUAACGCUGAGAAGAACCGCAUCACCAUGAAGAGGCUAGGCAUUGCCUUUGUGACUUUCCGUGAUGAGAGGAUGACUGCUGUCAUUGUGAAGGACUACAGUCGUGUGCACUGCCGCCACAAACCCCAGCAGUCCAGCAUCACCACCGUGGUGCAGUCACAGAAGUGGGGGGUCAGCUACGCACCUGCUCCCAGUGACAUUAUAUGGGAGAACCUGUCAGUGUGCGGUUCUCGCUGGUGGCUCCGCUGUGUCCUCCUCAACAUCCUCCUCUUUCUGCUCCUCUUCUUCCUCACCACUCCUGCCAUCAUUGUCAACACCAUGGACAAGUUCAACGUCACAAGGCCUGUGGAGAGUCUGCAGAGCCCGGUCAUUACCCAGUUCUUCCCAACCCUCCUGCUGUGGGCGUUUUCCGUGCUCCUGCCCUUCAUCGUCUACUACUCAGCCUUCUUUGAGUCCCACUGGACCAGGUCAGGGGAGAACCAAGUCACAAUGCACAAGUGUUUUUUACUGCUGGUCUUCAUGGUCAUCAUCCUGCCCUCGCUUGGUUUAUCCAGUCUUGACCUGUUCUUCACAUGGCUCUUUGAUGUGAACUUCCUGGAUGAAAAAGAAGUCAAAUUCCAGUGUGUGUUCCUUCCAGACAACGGUGCAUUCUUUGUAAACUAUGUCAUCACAUCCAGUCUGAUCGGCACUUCUAUGGAGCUGCUUCGUAUCCCGGGGCUGACGGUCUACGCCCUCCGACUCUGCUUUGCCAAGUCCCAGGCCGAGCGCAUUCACGUUAAAAGGAGUCAGGCCUACGAGUUCCAGUUUGGCCUGGAGUAUGCCUGGACCAUGUGUAUAUUUGCAGUCAGUAUGACCUACAGCAUCACAUGUCCCAUUAUUACUCCUUUAGGUCUACUUUAUGCGAUCCUGAAGCAUAUGGUCGACAGAUACAACAUCUACUAUGCAUACGUUCCUACCAAACUCAACCAGAGGAUCCACAGAGCAGCCAUCAGCCAGGUCAUCGUGGCUCCAAUCUUCUGCAUGUUCUGGCUGCUCUUCUUCUCUGUGCUCAGACUAGGUCCAGUGCAUCCCAUCACCCUCUUCACCUUCAUGUCCCUGCUCUCCUCGGUUGCCUUCUCCCUCUUCCGCUUGUGCCUUAGGAAGCAUCCAGACAAAUCAACAAGCUACCAGAUGUCCGAUCAGCCAGCAGAGGGGACGUUCACCGAUGCAGAUAGGAGUACUGUAACAUCCACCACUGCCUCCAGUCUCUUUGUGGCGACCGUGCUCCUGGAGCCAGAGCUGGCUUUGACCCCCAUGCCCUCCCCUGCACACCACAGCUACGGCGCCAUGGCCAGUUCACAGAGUUCAAGCCAUGGCCCAGCGGAGGAAGAGGAGUGCGAAGAAGACCACGCCCAGACCCAUGAAACUGAGCUCCAAGACCCUCCAGAACCCUACUGCUCCAGCCCACUCAUGGACAGCCCAGUUGGCUACCAGUAACACUAAAUCCCCCUAAUCUAAUUUAUCCUAUCCUUCACUGGGGAACACAGAUUGCUGAAGGCUACAUUGCUGCAUUUUUGCCACUGAGCUUCGACUCCAACUAAGCUGCCUGGGACCCUGAGAAUAGAUUGGGCUUGUCAGAGAGGAUGAAGAACAGGACGAGGAAAGAUGCUUAAAAAUACAGAAAGCAGACAAAAAACGUCAAAUUAACAGCCAGGAGUUUUCCAAAAAAUCUCCUAAACCUGAACACAAACUUCAACCCUGAGAUAGAAACAUGCACCCUCAAUGUACAGAUUAUUUUGGUUAAACUGUUGAAUGAUCCAGGAGAGGGUUUUACUUGCUUCUAAGGCUUCAUUUGCAAACUAGAAAAUAUUUAAACUAAUCAAAGUGACUGGGGAAGAAGUUCCUUUGGGCUGCUAUCAGAGAUACUCUGUCCAUGCGGUGCCACUUGGACAUGAGUGGAGGUGAAAGUUCCCGUCAGAGUGGGUGGUGUGAGCAGGCUCGCCCUGGCAGACUGACACCGCGGUCUGGGCAUGGGUGAUUUCUGGUUCCUCUACGGCAGAGCUCGGGGAGGCUGAGGGUGAGGGCAGCUAGUUGUGAAGCCAUCUGCAGUGAGAGGGCAGACAGACGGAGGGCCGAAUGUAACUCAGAGACGCGCUGUAAUUUAUGUCCACGUUCUCCGAGGAGGCACAAGCAGCUUGAUGUAACUAUUAUCAAGUUGAAGUUGCUAUUUUUGCUACGGUAUUUUGUGGUGUUGUUGAUGUUGUGCUUUUGGUUUUGGGUUGGGGAACUGCAAAAUGGUCCUGGAUUUACAGAGCUGUGUAUUCAAUCCAACUCCCUUUGUAUUUAUUUUAAACAAACUGUUUAACUGAGUAAUUUGUUAUCUUGCCAAGAAUUCAAUGAAAGGUUGAUAACCACUCUUGUUCCUCUAUAGUAAAUAUGAAGCUACAGCUCAUAGCUCACAGCCCAUUAGCUUAGCAUAGCAUAAAAACAGGUUGUAAUAUUUACAGUCUAUGGUUGAAACAGGCUGCCUCGUGCCAGAAACACAAAUAAGCCCUGUGAGUUAUUACUACAUUCUGGAUUUAAUUAUCUUUCAAGGUGUCCUGUUGGGACUACAAGAGAAAGCCAGGCAAGCUUUUCCCCCAUUUCCAGUCUUUACGCUAAGCUAACUGAGCUAACCGGCUGUUUACAGUAAACCUAACAAAACAUUUAGCCGACAAUAUGGGCAUGGUAUGAAUCAUCACAUCCAUCUCUCUGCAAGAGAGGAAAGAAGUUUUCUUCUGGCAAUUAAGAACUAUUCAUAUUGCUAUUCUAUUAAAAUCUUUAUUUAACCAGGAAAAGCUCACAAGUUCAAUGAGCCAUUACAACUUUGGAAGCACAAGCCUUGUUUUUCUCUCACUGCGAGACACCAUCAUGAAAAUCUCCAGAUGUUUCCCUUUAAUGUAAGAAAAGUCUGAAAGUGAUUGUGUUACUUCCAAUGUCAUUAAAACGAAAAAAUGUUUAGAAGCAGAAAUAUUAUAAAAAUACCUUUUCCAUGAUGGCUCACACGUAUUUAUGUUUUAUAUAUCUGACAAGUGUUGGUGAAAUAUGAUUGUGCUAAAUUACUUUAAUUUUGGUUCCAAAUAUAAAUACAAAAAGUCCAAUUUGAUCACCACCAUGCUGUACCUGUACGAGGAUGUCAGUUGCAUUGCCCUAUUCUGUGUGACACUAAAAUGCAUGUCAACUAUUCUACAUUGUAUAAAUGAGCAUUCAUAUCUUCAUCCUUGAGGUCCAGUGUCACGUGUACUAAACUUGCUUUUUAGUCUGUGUGUGCGAGUGUGUGUAUGUGUGUGUUUGGGAGUUGUGUAUUUUGGGUCAUUUUGACUUCCUCUGAAUGGAAACUGAUUGUGGUUCGUAGUCCUUCAUGUCUCUUGCUGUGCCUUUAACAAUCACUCCCUUUUGUAAGACAAUCCAGCAUGGCCCGAAAUAUGCUGCAUGGACUGAAAACUAAAGAGUUAGGGAAACAACAAAAAGAUAAAACCAACCUGAUAACAAACACAAAACAAACCCGAGCAGUAAUUUUCAAUCAGUGGUGAUGUUUUCAUCUUACAUUUAGUCCUCAAAGCCCUGAGCUCCUUCCACUUACAUCUUCACCCAGCAUCCCAGUGGUAACUUUUCUGGGGCUUCAUGAUUUUGUGAUGGUUACUGAUCUGUCGAUGCCCAAACCCUCCUCAGUUCUUUGCACGUUUAGGAUUCUACUUCUUCACCUUGGAAAAGAAGUUCAGUUGACAAUCUGCACGUGCAACUUAUUAGCUUUUAAUGAGAUUUUAAGAAUAAACUGUAACAGGAAGCUCGCACUGCAACAUAGACGUGUGUAGUAGUAGAAUCAGAGUAAACUAGAAAGUUUGAACAUUUUCACAUGAAUGACUGGUGGAGGAGCUAACAUCGUCUGCUGAUGAAAACAAUGUUGUAAGAGCAAAAGCUCAAGAAAAAGCUAGCAAGUUGACCUUGAGUAGGUUUUUUUUUCACAUUCAAGCACUUUCAAUCAGCAUUUCUUUACAUUACAGCAUUUCUGUAGGUUUUUUAAAGCAUACAUUGUGGCCUGUCUGUGCCUUGUUCUUUAACUCAAUCCAUAUUUUUCAGUUCACCUGCUGUGUUCUUCUUUUUACAGAUCAUUUAUGUUACAUUGAUCAACGUUUUAUUUAAAAGUUUAUUCUGUCAGUUCUUUUGUCUUUUUUUAAUUUACUGACAUGUUUGAAUUCUAGUGACAGUGAUGCAUUCAAUCAUCUCUCAGAGGAGGCAAAGAUGUUCUUUCUGCUUUGAAGAGUGAAUUUGAAUAUUGUUUUGUGUUUGAAGUAGACUUAAUUAUCAUUUUCCCAAGACGUACUUUUGCAAAAUUGAUGGAAUAUUAUUAUAUAAAAUUUAAUUUAUUUGUCCAUUUUACAGGAAUUAAACCUAAGCUGCUCGUGCUGCAUUAAACACAUGGAAGCUGGCAGUAAAGUGAGUACGAAGUGGUCAGUUCAGAGAAUUCAGAAGUCCCGUAUAUUCGGUUAAAAAAAAAAAAACAUCAAAGAGCCUCUCAGAGUUUCUUUCUCUUUGCCAACAUAUCCUGUGGUUUUCUCUUGGAAACGCUUGUUUCACAGAUCAUUAAACACACUUUCCUUUGAAAUAUACUAAUAAAAAUUAUUAGGGUAUUUUUAGUUCUAAUGGCCCUGCAAGGAUGGAUUGUCCAUUUGAUGCUUACCUAGUUUUAUUGUGUCCUGUCGUGUCUGUUGACAUUCAGUCAGCUUGACUCUCUGAGGUUUAGUCCGUGCCACUGGAGCUUUCCAGACAUGUCAACUGUGUUUUGCUCUUUGUUUUUUUAUUGUGUGUAUCAUGACUAGCCUUCUCGAUGUCAUAUAUGAGCAGCCCACUGCUUAGGUUGUUUGAUCUCUGAGAAGAAGGUUGAGGUUGGGGAAUGGUCUGCGUUUCAGAUUGAUCUCUGUCAGGCUAACAGUUUUCAUCUGUUCAAAGUGAAGUGCUGUGAUCUGAAAUUAAAACAAAUUCAUCCCAAUCCA
Labrus bergylta (ballan wrasse) is the source of this 6137-nucleotide messenger RNA. The record is from RefSeq and is a predicted model, not a curated record. NCBI's taxonomy places the organism in Eukaryota, Metazoa, Chordata, Actinopteri, Labriformes, Labridae.